UAUCACACGCCGUGCAAAUACAACCGACACUCGUAUUGAAAAACCUAAAUAACUAUCAAUAAAAACGUUAAAACAAUGUCGGAACAUGGUUUAAGUUAUCAAGAAGUGAUUCCGGAUCAAACGCUACCAGUGACAUGGAAGGAAAUCGAUUUAAACACCGGCGGCACGCAAAGCACUCUUCAAGAUAUCAAAAUUCCUGAAAAAGCGAAUGGAUAUUGCUUUAAGGACACUUCCAGAUAUUUGACAAGAAAUAGAUUUAUCUAUUGGCGGUUGAAUAAUGAUGUGUUAGAGUUAGUUGAAGAGAGUCUAGACAUUAAUUUAACAAACAACAGACUUAAAUACAAGUUCAGGGAUACUCCUAUUUUGGAUGGUAUUACUAUUCAUGAGACACAAUCAAAUGUGAUCAUUUUGGUGCCAACUGUAAGCAGUAUUCAUAGGCUGACAUUUUUGCAUCCAAGUAGAUUACACAAACAAGAUGAUUUAUCAAGUCCACAUCCUGAUCUUUCAAUACCUUCAAUUUUUGCUGAUGUUCAUGUUAUGCAAAACUCCAACAGUUUUUAUGUUUACACAGCACCAACAACAGCUAAUUCACAGUUGCCUCAUGCUGCUGCAUCUUGUUUGACUCAUGAAGAGGAAGCCAUCUUUACUUUGGCUUAUCCUAGUGGUGAGUUAUUGUUGGUGAGACAACAACCUGAUGGAAGAGGUGAAUCAAUCGAGUUGCAAAGCGAUACGAUCGUGUCAAAGUUCUUUUCCGGGAUUUUAAGAAGCAAAAACAGUGAGAAUAUAAUUAUAAGCAUGUUGGUGCACACAAUUGGAUUGGAAACCUACGCGAUCACUUUGUAUCGAGAGGGUCAAAUCAAAGUUUGGGACUGUACGAAAUUACAAUGUAUUGCAGUUGAUGUUUCCUUGCCAGAAGCAAGAGCACCACAUGAUACAUCAUUAAAAAAUACGCAGUGUCAAUUAUUAAAACAAGUCGUCGGGGCAGAAGAAAACGAAUUUAUGUUCGCAGUUUAUCUGAAUAUGGAUAACAAUAAACAUUUCAUCAUUUUGAAACCUGUGAUGGUUAGAAAUCAAUUUACCAUCGUUAAAGUUACACAAUUGACUUCAAUACCAGGUGAUUUGAUUGAUUACGCAUUAACACCAUCCCGAAUUUGGUCAAUUUGGCGUUCGCUAGAUGGCGAAUGGAGUUUGUAUUCUGGCCAAUAUAACUCAGAGGAGACAAAUGAUGAUUUUGUUUGGACACCGGUUGUGCUUGAACCGCUUCCUAACGCUCAGGAACUUCCUUGUGAUGGUACAAUUGACCCACGUCAACAAUAUCUCGAUUAUAUUUUUUAUCCUGGCAGAUUUCCACUGCAAAUCAUCAGUAAGGCGCUUAGCAUAUACAAACGUUCUUUAAUGAUACCUGACAUCAGUUUGUCUGUAAGUGUUCUCAAACAGAAAGUUUGCGCAGCGGUACAAAGCGAAAUCGAAGAAAAACUUCAAGAAUCUGAGGUUAAUGAUGAGUUUUAUCUUGAAGAAGCAAUGUGCUGUUGGACUCGUUUUUACUCCUGCGUUGUUCAGUACCAUGUGGCUGCUUUAAAACCUCUUGGAAUGUUACUGCUGCCACCUGUAUCCGGCGCAGUCUUGAUCAAAAAAGCUUCUUAUUCAUUUUUGCGUCCAAUGGACGUCCUCGAACAUCUCGUAAAUGUGCCUGAUUUAAAUCGUGCUGCACUUCUUGGCAACGCUCAAAUUUCAAGCAACAAUGAAGAAAUACAAGAUUUAAUCAAAUUCGCCGAUAUUUUCGAUCUCAUCGAUGAGAGCCUGAACGAUUACCAUAAGGAAAUGUUUGAAAACAAUAUGGCGCUUGCCGUACCACCACUGGAAGCUGUCGAGGAAAUUGUGCAUGAUAUUCUCACCGAAGAAUUCUUGCAUUAUUUCGAACAUAAAUUGAAACUUAUCUCUGAUGUGUAUAUCACCGUUCAUAAAUUAUUGGAACUCCUACGGAUGGACGAAUCAUCACCGGAUGUUUAUUUGUCGAAGAGCACGAGAUCAUCAAUAAUGCAUUUAUUUAGUUCGAAUCUGGGUGCUUCGAUUGUGAGCCAGAGUUUUGCACAGCAAAUUGCAACCAAGUUUGGCAUUUGCAGGAAUAUGUUGAUCUUUAAAGCUGUGGUUUUGAAGGAGGAGAAUGCGUCUAAUUAUGAAUCACUGCGGAGUGUGUGUAAAUUGGAUAUUGAAGUACAUUUGAAUAGUUAUUAUGUGUUGUUGUGGUUGACACAACAGGCAGCUACCAGUAUUCUACCCUUGGAAACACAAAAUCAACGCCUUUCUUCAUUGAAAUUGACUCCUGUAUUUCAUCUGAAGAACAAUACUCAACACUUGGUGUCUCUUAUUGAGAUGUAUGUAGCUUCCAAUGGCGGUUGUGACGCUCACAAAGACUUGUGGGAGUAUGAUUUCGAUGAGGAGAAAUUGGCGCAUUGGCACACUUCAUUACUGCCGUACUUAACACGUCUGACUUUAUUAAUUUGGCCUGAAAAUGGGAAACCUCACUUUAUGGAAUGGCUGCUUUCAAGUGGACAGCACCUGCACCUUCAGAGAUACAUAAAUCUAUUGCAUCCAUGGUGUUGCAGUGGAACAUUAAACCAUUCAUUUUACGCCGGUAUAUCGUAUCUCAAUACCGGUGAGAUUCAUAAGGCGUACGACUUCUUCAACAGCAUCUUUGAGGAGUUUUCCCCCGAUGAAUUUGUGGUGCGACGCAUUACUGAACAUGCACCUCAUCAGGCUUUAAUAUUGUUUAACCUCAAAAUUAUUCAAAUGCUUGAAUUGCACGGCGCACGAGACUACGCAAUUAAAGCAGCGGAAGAAGCUCUUACUCGCAUCAGUGACGACGAACCGCUCAAACCAACUUUGUAUUCGAUUCUUUUCAAACAUCAUCUAGCUCUGGGUCACUAUGAAAAUGCUUUCCAGGCAUUGUGCGUCAACCCAGAUGCUGACAGAAAGAAAGAUAACCUGAGAGAUUUGGUUAAAACUUUGCUAGAUGCGGGACAUGUUGAUAUUUUGAUGACUUAUGAUUAUGAAGACUUGGAAGAACUCUUUUUAAGUAUUUUGUACACCAGAGCCCGAGCGAUUGAUACCGUGGAGAAUAUCUACUAUGAUUUUCUUUAUGCUUAUAGUGUGAAGAAAAAUAUGUGGCGAUUUAGUGCAUCAGUCAUGUACGAACACGCCUAUCGCCUCACCUACCAAUCAUCGAUCGAGGCACUUGAGAAACACGUAAAAUGUCUUCUCAUGGCAGUUAACUCUUUAUCAUUGGGUGAUCCACAAUUCUCGUGGGUGUUGAAACCGGCUGAUCCUGAUCUUGAAGAGGAAGAGCAUAUUCUCCCUGCACAAAUCGGUUCCAAAAAUGAACCACUUAUCCUCCGGUAUCGCAAAAAAGUCGAUAUAAUUGAUUUGGCAGGCAUUAAAAAAGAACUAAUUUUUGGCAAAGCCAGACUACAACUUACAAAAAUAGAAGAAAAGUGUGUUGCACAUUUGAUUACGUCUCCGGAAGAGUUGGUGAUGUAUCUCAGCAUGGCUGGUAUAUUUAAAACGGCGUUCAAUGUUUGUAAAGUCUUCGACUUGGGUUAUGAUAUCGUGUUUGAGAACUUAACCUACAAAUGUUUUGAAUUGAAUCAACGCGACGAACCGGAGACUUGGAAUUGGUUGGCAGAAAAUGAUAUUCACGAUUUUGAUUUUAUUCCUAAUUCACCGAGGAAUAUGAUUUGGAUGAUGUUGGAGCGUUAUCUGGAUCAGUACGAAGAAGCAGGUUUAUCGAGAUAUUAUCGUAUUGUCACUGAAAAGUUAUUACAACUCGGUGACUAUCCACCAUUUUGGUUAAUCGCGGCAUAUAAGAAACGUAAUCCUGGAGAAUUAUUAAGAGUGUUUUACUAUCACGGGUGGCUCAGAGUUGCCGCCAACAUGGCGAUGGAGUAUAUCAGUGCCGCUCUAGGCUACGGCCCUGAACAUUUUGGUCUAAAACAAACUCUGACCACAAUGGCACCGCCCAUGUCCAUUAAUCUUCCGUUAAAUGUUAUUGACGCGUUGAUUUAUGAGAUGGGAUUGCAAAAUAAGGAUAAUCCAGAUAAACCACUUGAAAAGGAGUACGUAUUGUUGAAAGAGUUAUUCAUCAAGUACAUUGAUACAUCUACGCGGAUUUCUGCUGAGGUGUGUCAACAUAAAAUGAGCGCAGUUGCGUAAAUCGUUGAAUCUGAGUCUGUUAGGUAAGUAAAGUAAGUUCGUUACAUGUUUGUAAUUUUGUAAGAAAAUAAAAUCCGGAAAUACUUAUUCCACGUAA
Messenger RNA from Dalotia coriaria, 4306 nucleotides. It is a transcript of the gene Nup160, whose product is annotated as nuclear pore complex protein Nup160. Lineage: Eukaryota; Metazoa; Arthropoda; Insecta; Coleoptera; Staphylinidae. Gene Ontology annotation, molecular function: structural constituent of nuclear pore. The coding region runs from base 76 to 4209 and encodes 1377 amino acids. The transcript has 18 exons. Gene Ontology annotation, cellular component: nuclear pore. The record is from RefSeq and is a predicted model, not a curated record.